Messenger RNA from Aphanomyces astaci, 1150 nucleotides. RefSeq lists its product as hypothetical. The record is from RefSeq and is a predicted model, not a curated record. NCBI's taxonomy places the organism in Eukaryota, Oomycota, Saprolegniomycetes, Saprolegniales, Verrucalvaceae. Gene Ontology annotation, cellular component: cytoplasm. The transcript has a single exon. The coding region runs from base 86 to 1072 and encodes 328 amino acids. Gene Ontology annotation, molecular function: calcium ion binding; calcium-dependent phospholipid binding.
GAAAUUUUUCACAGGUCUUUCCAGAAGCAAGGACGACGAGGAGCUUCUUUAUGACCAAGCCUCAUUUUCCAACAUUCUUGUAAACAUGCAAGUAUAUUCGCAAGUAUCCCGCGAAGCGGACAAGGGAGUGGCCAUCAACCCUGCGUCGCCUGAGAUCGACAACUUCUGUCAUGAAAUCAAGGCCGCCAUCGCCGGCUUCGGCACGGACGAAGACCGGUUGAACCGCGUGCUGGGCGCCCGAUCUGUCACGGAGCGGUACCUGAUCAGCUUGCGCUACCCGCAGCUGCACAAGACUUCGCUUCUGGACGACAUCUCGAGCGAGACGUCGGGCGACUAUGGCAAGUUGCUGCAGUUGUUGGCGCAACCGCUCGAAGACGCGGAAGCCAGCAUCAUCCGCGACGCGACCAAAGGCUCGGGCACCAGCGAAAAGCUGUUGUACCCCGUGUUUGGUGGCCGGACGCCCGAUGAACUGACCAUCUUGAAGAAAGCGUUCUUCAAGAAGUUCCAAAACGACUUGGUCGUCGUGGUCGCCGACGACAUUGGCGGCGACCUCAAGAAGUUUUACCUUGCCGUACUCAACUCGUUCACGCAACCAUUCAACCCGGAGGUACACACCCAGCACAAAGCCGAAGAAAUCGCCGAAGUCCUGUACAAGGCCGGCGAAGGCAAGUGGGGCACGGACGAAGCCACGUUUCUCAACACGUUGCUGUCCAUCCCGCCGCAGUUCCUCCGCGCCGUCGAUGCCGCGUACGUGGCCAAGCACAAGAACAACCUGCACCGCGCGAUCGAAAAGGAGUUUGGCGGUGAUGCUGAAACCGCCAUCUUGUACCACCUGAAUUUGGUGCUCGACCCGAUCAACACGAUUGUGACGCAGUUUGAAAAGACCAUGAAGGGCAUCGGCACCGACGAGUACGGACUCUCGGCGGCCAUUGUCCGAUACCAGUCGAUUUUGCCGCAGAUCGCCCCCGCGUACAAGGCCAAGUACGGCCAAUCGCUGCGGGACCGCGUGUAUGGCGAAGUGAGCGGCGACUUUCGCAAGUUGCUCAUCAUUAUCCUCGAAAACUCCAUCUAAAUGCAGUAGCGUUUUCCAUAGCUGCAAACGUAAUAUAAUAGAGAGGAUUUUGCUGGCCGAGAUAAACGGAUACAGUUA